UGUGUGUGUUUUAAUACUGCAUGCCUCACGCAUCGUCAUCCUUUAUUUAUACGGAUCUCUAUUGUUGCUCGCGACGUAAUUGUCGCUUCUACGUGCGGGAAUAUCAAUCGUGGAUCGAUCAAUUUUUCUCGGGACGUACACAGCGAGAGACACACAUCGAGAAGGUUCAUCAACUCUUUGCAAACGAGAGUUUCGAUUAUUGAUUCGAACGCGCGUCGGGGGUCGGUGCAUUGUCUCUUAAGAUGAGUCUGCCCAAUUCCAAGAAAGGCAAGGAAGAUGCCAACAGGGAAGUUUCUGAUGUGGCGAAAGAUGCCAAGAGCUUUUUAGAUAAAAUCCUUGGGGAUGUCAGCAAAACAUCGGCCAGUAAACAAAUCGCCAUUGGAGCAGCUUCAGGAUGGGCAACUGGCUUCCUGACAAUGAAGGUGGGAAAAGUUGCUGCCUUUGCAGUCGGUGGCGGUAUCAUUAUGCUUCAAAUUGCUGCCAACCAAGGAUAUAUUAAAAUCAACUGGGAUAAGAUUCAAAAGAAAGCUGAUAAGAUUGCUGAUAAAGUUGAAGAAAGGAUCACUGGAGAAGGCCCUAAAUUCAUGGAUAAGAUGGAGAGGUACGUCGACAAGAAAAUGGACAAAGCCGAGCAGCUGCUGAAGAACGGCGAGACUCGAACCCGUCGCUGGUAUCAGAAUCUCACCGGCGGCGACAGCCACACGUCGUUCCGCACCCAGGAGCUGCACGUCUUCCUCGUCUCGUUCGCCGCGGGCGUGGCGAUAGGGGUGGCGACGGGCAACUAGGUAAGCGACUGCUGCGCGCUCCUCUGGGACGCGCGCAGCAGCAGCAGCCGCAAAGCGUCGACCCUGCUUCAGCCGCCGCCCCAGGCGACCGACGCCGAUAAGGGAGUCGACGUGCUCGACCAGAUGAUGGACAUGUACGAGGACGCUAAAGCGAGAUUUUUUGAUUUUCGAGCUUGGUGCAGGGAACAACUGAAAGAGCACGUCUAAGAGCGCGGCGCGAUCAGUGCGAUUCGUCUGCCCUGCAAGUAACGAAGCGUUUUUCUAUACUGUGCCUGUAGUUGGUUUUCCGAUUAAUUUUCCAAGUAUCGUGUUUGUUUCAAUGCGUUACAAAUUAUAUUGAAUAGAUAUUAUGCGAUAAAAUGAACAAAUUUUUUUUUUAAAUAUCUAACUUCACCUCUUGAAGGCUGUUUCGAGACUGAUUUGUUAUACUCGGAUGAAUUCAUACUCAUGAUUAAUUAAAGUAUUCAAUUGAUUUUUAUUAAUAUUUGAUGAUAAAUGUUACUUAAAAGAGAGGCAAGAAGCCAACUACAGAUGCGUAACAUUCAUGUAUACACCACAAGUCAAAGGAAUAUACGAAUGAGAUUAUAAGUUACACGAGCAACUUAGUUGCAGCUUUCACAGAACUUACUGAUAAGUUGAUCGUUAGAAUAGAGAAAAAAAUCCACUAAUACAGAUUCAGUUGUUUAACAGAAAAUACUUUUAUUAUUUUACAUCAUUUCUUUAGUUAUUAGCUAGUCUGGAUUGACUUGUUUCAAUCGCUUUACUCGUCGUCUUUCUUUUCGAUAGGAAACUUAAUCUUUCUCGCUCAUACCAUCUGCGAUUAAAAUGCAUUUGGUAUGUUAUUAUCAUUCGUUUGUGUACAUAUUGUAUUUGUCUAUUUAUAAAAAAAAUUGCAGAAGCAAUUUGAUUAUUUACUAUUUACACUUUUUGCACCCUUAGUUCUCAUAAGCAUUAAUGUGAUUUGCUUGUACUUAGAUUUGAGCAAAAUUAAACAUAAAGUUUGAAUGGUAAACAAUUAAUAAUGCAAUAUAAUCACGUAUUCACGUCAGAUCGAUAGAUUUGCAGCAAAAAAGAAAGAUUAUGAUUAAUGGAGUAUUUAAGCUUCUCAAAUUACCACUUGUUGAAUAAUGAUAAAUAAUGUAGCAUUUAUCUGUAUAUUAAAUUAAAUAAUAAAAUGUAUAAGCCUUGAAUUCUAAAGAGGAAUUUCAAAACAAUAUGUAUAGUUUCAAUAAUUAAAUUACAAUAAACGAUGAUUAUUUACAUAGUG
Trichogramma pretiosum is the source of this 2052-nucleotide messenger RNA. RefSeq names its product FUN14 domain-containing protein 1. The transcript has 4 exons. Lineage: Eukaryota; Metazoa; Arthropoda; Insecta; Hymenoptera; Trichogrammatidae. Gene Ontology annotation, cellular component: mitochondrial outer membrane. The record is from RefSeq and is a predicted model, not a curated record. The coding region runs from base 243 to 785 and encodes 180 amino acids. Gene Ontology annotation, biological process: autophagy of mitochondrion.